AUGGCGGUCAUCUCUCAUCUCUUCGUCUUCUUCGCCACUGCAGCCAUCUUCACCCCUUCGACUCUGGCAGCCACUUACACGGUCGGAGAUGAUGCAGGUUGGAACACCGGCGUCAACUACACUAAUUGGGCUCACGGCAAACCUUUCAACGUCGGCGAUCUUCUUCUAUUCAAGUACAAGCAAGGGGAGCACAACGUGUUCAAAGUUAAUGGCACAUCCUUCCAAAGGUGCGUACCGCCGGCCGACGUUGAGCCGCUGACGACCGGAAAUGACGUCAUUGUGUUGACAACGCCGGGAAAAAAAUGGUACAUCUGCGGCGUCGGCCUCCACUGUGACGCCGGACAGAAGCUCGUCAUUACGGUGCUGAACCAGGAAGAGGGAGCUUCUCCAGUUUCUGCUCCGCCGCCGUCAACCAAUUCCCUGCCACCGUCACCGCCGCCAUUCCCCCUUUCAACCCCUUCAACCCCCCUUCCGGCCAACUCAACCAAUUCCCCGCCGCCGUCGGCCGCCACAAGAGCGGCUGUUUCAGGACAUGUCGUGUUUCUUAUGAUGGCGUUUUCCGUUCUGGCUGGGAUUAUGAUCAUGGCUUGA
Molecule: messenger RNA, 591 nt
Organism: Momordica charantia (bitter melon)
Lineage: Eukaryota; Viridiplantae; Streptophyta; Magnoliopsida; Cucurbitales; Cucurbitaceae
Source: RefSeq, a predicted model, not a curated record